AUGGCUGAUGCUGCUGUUAGUGCUACUAUUCGGGUUGCACUGCAGACGGUUGUUUCCCUUGCCGCUGAUCAGGUUAGUCUGGUUCGUGAAUUUCCACAGGAGCUGGAGAGACUCAACAGAUCUGCUGAAAUGAUCCGAGGCUUCUUGGCCGGUGCUGAUGAGGAAAUGCAUAGCCACGAUCCGAAGCUUGUUGGGGUGCAAAAUUGGCUCAAGCAACUGGAAGAAGAGGUUUUCAAAGCUGACAAUGUGCUGGACGAGCUCAACUAUGAAAAUCUUCGUCAGAAGGUGAAGUAUCAAAAUCAACUCAUGAAAAAGAAGGUAUUCCUCUGCUUUUCAUUCUUUAAUACAGUCCGUUUUCGUUCGAGGUUGGCUUCAACGAUCAGGGAGAUCAACACGAACCUUGAGAGGAUCCAUCGGGAUGCCGAAGGUUUGGGACUGGCCUACAAGCGCCGAGUUGAAGAAGCAUUCCCUACUAUUGCUGCUGGAGCCCCAACAAGCCGACAGACUGACUCUACUAUUGUGCGAAGAGAUGUCCUAGGAAGAGACGAGGAUGAAUCAGAAAUAGUUAAGAAGUUGUUGACCGAAUCUGAAAGUGUUAUUUCAGUUAUUCCCAUAACUGGCAUGGGUGGUUUAGGAAAAACAACUCUGGCUAAAGCCGUUUACAAAAAUGAACAAAUUGCUGGACAUUUUGACCAAACAAUGUGGGUUUCUGUGGCUAAAAAAGUAGAUGAAAUCGAGGUGGUCUUCAAAAUGAUUCUAAAAUCGUUAACAGAUAGAGAGACCGAAGGGGAUCCUAGGGAGGAAAUAGUUAAAAAAAUUCAGCAUGAACUCAAGGAAAAAAGAUAUUUCCUUGUUCUUGAUGAUUUGUGGAAUGAUCAAGAAGUAUUGUUGAAUGACUUUUUCAGCACUUUGGCGGGACUCAAUACCAAGAAAGGGAGCUGGUGUCUUGUUACCACUCGUCUGCAAGAAGUGGCAAUUAUUCUGUCUAGACAUCCGCAGAUCAAUUUUACUCGCCAUGAGCUGAGAAAGCUAUGCAAUAAUGAUUGCUGGUCUAUCAUGAAAAAAUGGGCAACUGUAGGGGAAGAAGUACCAAAAGAAUUGGAAGACAUAAGGGAGCAAGUUUUAAGAAGAUGUGACGGUCUACCUCUCUCAGCAAAGCUAAUUGGAGGAUUGUUAUCUAAAAGAGAAAAGAGGAGUGGCUAUCUAUUUUGGAGGAGAGUCUCUUGA
Coffea arabica (coffee) is the source of this 1227-nucleotide messenger RNA. Its product is annotated as putative disease resistance protein RGA3. Gene Ontology annotation, molecular function: ADP binding. The record is from RefSeq and is a predicted model, not a curated record. NCBI's taxonomy places the organism in Eukaryota, Viridiplantae, Streptophyta, Magnoliopsida, Gentianales, Rubiaceae.